AUGAGUAACAUAUUUUUAUGUUUGAUGUUAUUUGUUACCUGGCAUUUUCAAAUUGAAUGCAUUCAACCGUAUUUUCCUCCACAAAUAACAUUUACAACAGAAGACGCUGUUGGCCGUUAUAUUUUCGCAGUCGACGAAAUCAAUCAACGAGCUUACCAAUGGCAUCUCAUCGAUUCAGAUGACCAGCUAUAUUCUUAUGCAAUGCAACAUUUUCCAUACGCAAUACCUGAUUCUCCGGAAUCGAAAAAUUACGUUCAACUCAACGUAUACGAUCCAGUCUAUUGCGUUUAUACAGCCAUUUGGAAGCAUGGCAGUGGCAUGCAUGAUUCAUUUCCGGAACAUUGGUAUUAUAAUUCAAGUUCCUUUAAAAUUGGAAACGUGAUGGAAUUUAGUUCAAAAAUGAUACAUGCAACAAAUAUUUCUAUCGAUGAAGAUUAUUGGUAUUCGGAAGAAAAUUGUUCUCUUCAACAAACAGGAGAGAUAUAUCCAUGUGAAGAAAUAUUCUUUAAGAAAAAUACAGAUAUACCUGUUAGACACACUUAUUUUGAAGGCACUGGAUGGUAUGCUUUACGAGUGAUAGUAAAUUAUAAGAUAAUAUCUGUGGGAAAACCAAGUGAUAAGUUAUUUGCGAAAAUUCCAGAGAAUUGGAUGAAUAAUUGUACAGAUCUUAAUCUUGGCCUCGAUUUUAUACUUCCGAGCCCAAUAAUCGAAGUCAAUGAAAGUGCAACAGUUAAAAUUCGCUUGACUUCGCCACCACAUCGAUUAGAUGGAAACGAUACAAUGACCCUUCGAUGGCGAGUAGAUGAAACAAGUUCUGAAUGUCAAAAUUGCUUAAGAUGGGAACCUAAACAGUUUAAUUUUAAUAUUAAAAAUUUUGAUCGCUAUCAAACAAUGAUCGUUAGUCGAGUUAAAGAUGGAUCUGAAACAACGAUUAGUCCCAUUAUGAAGGGUGGUGGAUAUGAUAAAACUCGAUCUGAUGUUUAUCGUCUUCUUUUUAGAUAG
Molecule: messenger RNA, 1002 nt
Organism: Rotaria socialis
Lineage: Eukaryota; Metazoa; Rotifera; Eurotatoria; Philodinida; Philodinidae
Source: the annotation of a GenBank genome assembly